GCCUCCCACAGAACCUGACAGUGCCUGUUUGGGGACAGAGUGGUAGAGGGACAGAAGUGCUCCUUCUCCAGAAACAUGGACCUGGGCCUGAGGAGAACAGAGGUCAUUUCUCAAUCCCAGCUCUGAGCAUCAGCACCUAGAGCAGAACCAAGAAGGAUCCUGGGGGCCAGAGCGAAGGACAGACAAUGGAUGAUGAGGACAAAAGCAUGCAAGAGACAAGUGCACGGGGCUGGGCCAGUGGACUGGAAGCUUCCGCCUGCCAGGAGAGAUCUCCAGAAGAUGUGUUACCCCUGAAGUGGAGCUGCCAGUGGUCAAUGGUCAGGCGCACACUGCUGACUCUCCUGCUUUUGGGCCUGCUCCUUGGAUCUUCUGUGCUUUGGUUCUACAUCUUCACAAACUGCGGUCCUCCCCCCUGUGAGACAUCCGUGUGCCUGGAUCUUCUGAACUACUACAUGGCCUCUGGGAACAGCAGCGCAGCCCCCUGCACUAACUUCUUCAGCUUUACCUGUGGAGAGCCUGGAGAGAUCAAUAAUUCUUUUCAUGCUCUUGAGGAUGAAAACAAAAACCUACUGCGAAGACUCCUGAGUAGGGAAGCGGGAGGACAGGGUCACUGGGAAAUAGCUGAAGAGGAAGAGAAAGCCUUCCAAUUCUAUAGCUCCUGCAUGGACAUAGAUGCCAUCGAAGCAGCAGGAACUGGCCCCCUCCAACAAGUUAUCGAGGCGCUUGGAGGCUGGAACAUCUCUAGCAAAUGGACUUUCUCUGAUUUCAACCAAACUCUGGCACUUCUGAUGAGCCAAUAUGACUACUUUCCAUUCUUCAGAGCCUACUUGAGGACUCACCCUUCCCCUCCAUACGCCCCAGUGAUCCAGAUAGAUCGGCCAGAGUUUGAAGUUCCCCUCAAGCAAGAGCAGGAACAGAAGAUCUAUGCCCAGGUCAUUCGGGAGUACCUGGCUUACCUACAGAAGCUGGGAAUAUUGCUGGGAGGUGACCCGGAGAAGGUGCAGCAGCAUGCCUUCCUAUCCAUCUCCAUUACAUCACGGCUGUUUGAGUACCUGCGGCUCCUGGAGCAGCGGCAGUCUCAGGACAAACUCUUCCAUGUGCUCACGAUUGACCAACUGCAGGAAAUGGCCCCCGCCAUCGACUGGUUAUCCUGCUUGCAAGAGACAUUCAAACCAAUGUCCCUGAGCCCCUCCCAGGCACUUGUGGUCCAUGACCUGGACUAUUUGAGAAAUAUGUCGCAACUGAUACAAGAAGAGAUGCUGAAGCACAGGGAUGUUCUUCAGAGUCACAUGAUCUUGGGGCUGGUGGAGACCCUUACUCCAGCCCUGGAUAGCAAAUUCCGGGAAGCACGCAGAGAACUGAGCCAGAAACUGCAGAAACUCACAGAGCAACCACUCAUGCCAGCCCAUCCACGAUGGAAGAAGUGUGUGGAACACACUGGAUCCUUCUUCAAGCCCACUCUGGCAGCCUUGUAUGUCAAGGAGGCCUUUGGACCAAGCACUCAGAAUGCUGCCAUUAAAUUAUUCACUGAGAUCAAGGAUGCCCUAAUAGCACGCCUCAAAAAGCUUCCCUGGAUAAGUGAGAAAAGCCGGAAAGAGGCCCAGGACAGGGUCACUAAAUUACAGGUGAAAAUGGGGCCACUGGACUGGGUUCUGAAACCAGAGUUGGCCAGGCAGGAGUACCAAGAUAUACAGCUUGGACCUAGCUUCUUGCAGUCUUUCCUAAGCUGUGUCCGAUCUCUCCGGGCAAGAAAUGUCCAAAGCUUCUUGCAACCUUUGUCUCAUCACAGAUGGCAGGUGUCCCCCUGGGGAGUCAAGCCCUAUUAUUCCAUACCUGACCAUGUGGUGGUCUUUCCCGCUGGACUCCUUCAACCUCCAUUCUUCCACACUGGCUACCCCAGAGCUGUGAAUUUUGGUGCCAUGGGCAGCAUCAUGGCCCGUGAGGUACUGCACAUCUUCUACCAGCUGUUACUCCCAGGGGGUUGCCCAGCCUGUGACACGCAUGCCCUGCAGGAAGCACUCCUAUGUCUGGAGCACCAUUAUGCUGCCCUCCUGUUACCUGGAAGAACUUCCCUCAAUGGCUCCCAAACAUUCUUGGAGAAUGCUGCAGAUGUUGGAGGGCUGGCCAUUGCACUGCAGGCGUACAACGAGAGGCUAUUAAAAUACCGUGGGGAGACCACACUGCCCAACCAGCACCUCAGCCCCCGGCAGCUCUUCUUCCAAAGCUAUGCCCAGACGAUGUGUAGAGAGCCCAAUCCCCAGGACUCUCAGGACAUUCACAGACACCCCAGCCUUCGAGUAAAUGGACCCCUCAGCAGCAUCCCUGCUUUUGCUAGAUAUUUUGGCUGUUCACAUGGUACCCUCAUGAACCCCUCCAGACGCUGCCAGCUAUGGUAACUUGGCCACCAAGAGAUCCAAAACGAGUAUGUCCACAGUUCCCUAUUCCUGGAGUCAAGAACAUCAAAGUGCCAUGUCUUCUCUUUCAAAAAUAAAACCCAGAACUUGA
Messenger RNA from Cavia porcellus (domestic guinea pig), 2505 nucleotides. It is a transcript of the gene Kel, whose product is annotated as Kell metallo-endopeptidase (Kell blood group). The transcript has 19 exons. Gene Ontology annotation, biological process: protein processing. The coding region runs from base 186 to 2396 and encodes 736 amino acids. The record is from RefSeq and is a predicted model, not a curated record. Lineage: Eukaryota; Metazoa; Chordata; Mammalia; Rodentia; Caviidae. Gene Ontology annotation, cellular component: plasma membrane. Gene Ontology annotation, molecular function: metalloendopeptidase activity.